AUGGUGAACUUUCAUGGAGACCUUGAUCCCUUGAGUCCGGGGAGCGAGACGGAGACUAUUCUUGAAGAAGAAGAAGAAGAAAUGGAGGAGAUAAUAAGCUACCGUGAUCUCAAGAAGCGGAUGCGGAAGGACCAGAUUCACAUGCAGAAGCUCAAGGUUGAACGAACGGCGGCGGCGGCGGCCGGAAAAGAAGAGAUUUUGAGAGACGACGAGGACGAAUCGGCGACGGAGAAACAGCUGGAAGCGUCCCGGCGGAAGAAGACGGCGAGGUCUCAAGACGCGGUUCUCAAGUACAUGGUGAAGAUCAUGGAGGUGUGCAAAGGGCAAGGGUUCGUGUACGGGAUCGUCCCGGAAAACGGGAACCCGGUGAUAGGGUCAUCCGACAGUCUGCGAGAAUGGUGGAAAGACAAAGUAAAGUUCGUCAAGAACGCCCCGGAGGCCAUAGCCGAAUACCUCCCCAAACUAGUAACCCUAGUAGAAGACCCAAAUUCCAGCGUGAUCUACCUUCUCCAAGAUCUCCAGGACACCACUCUGGGCUCCCUCAUGUCCGCCCUAAUGCCGCACUGUCUCCCUCCCCAGCGGAAGUUCCCGCUAGAGAAGGGGCUCGCCCCGCCGUGGUGGCCCACCGGGCGAGAGCUCUGGUGGGGCGAUCAAGGCCUGGCUCAACAACACGGCCCCCCACCCUACAAAAAGCCUCACGGCCUCAAGAAAGCCUGGAAAAUCAGCGUUUUAGCCGCAAUCGUCAAACACAUGUCCCCAGAUUUAGACCGGAUGAGACGCCUCGUCAAACAAUCUAAAUCCCUUCAAAACAAAAUGUCCGCUAAGGAUACUACCACCUGGUCCAAAAUCGUUAACCGAGAAGAAGACCUCAUCAAACUCGCCCAAAAAGCCCUCAAGAUUAUCGACCAAGGAGACCAAGAACAAGAAAAAGAAAAAGAAGCCUCUUUUCUCACGCACGACAAGAGAAAGUGCGCAUUCGAGCGUCAAAUCGCGACAGAGAUCGUCCUAUACGCGUGUCAGAAUUUACAGUGCCCGCAGAGCGGCUUAGGAUUGGGAUUCCCCGACAAGACUUCGCGAACUGAGCAUGAACAAAUCUGUCCCCAUCGCGACCAGAAUCUUGAUUUCGGCGAAAACUAUGUUCCUAGCUUGAUCACAGAAGGAGAUAUAGAUAUAGAUACAGGGCAAUUACCAGAUUGGAUCAACGAGGAUAUUCAGAGAAUCUUCCACGAAUACAACGCGCAGUUCGUCAAUGGCGGCGCUGGGAACUAUGGGAAUCUCUUGAGCGACAAUCUGACAGAACAACAGUAUAGAUAUGAUCCGACCAUGGCAGGUGAAGAAGCUUCCACUUCUGGUUCAACUUCUGUGUGGGAUUUAGCAUACGAUGAUAUCGAUCCAGACUGA
This is a messenger RNA of Ipomoea triloba (trilobed morning glory), 1401 nucleotides long. Its product is annotated as putative ETHYLENE INSENSITIVE 3-like 4 protein. Gene Ontology annotation, molecular function: DNA binding; DNA-binding transcription factor activity. Lineage: Eukaryota; Viridiplantae; Streptophyta; Magnoliopsida; Solanales; Convolvulaceae. The record is from RefSeq and is a predicted model, not a curated record. Gene Ontology annotation, cellular component: nucleus. The transcript has a single exon. The coding region runs from base 1 to 1401 and encodes 466 amino acids.